CAUUCAAAGUACACGAUCCAAAGAGAUUCGAAGAAUCGGUCAUGAAGGAGUACUUCAAUAAUACUCAGUACAAGAGCUUUCAGCGACAAUGUAAGUAAACUUGGUCAAGACCAUGUAUGAUCUCUAAUCUUUUUUCGAAACGAUGCGUUGAUACUAGAUGCAUUCCUUUUCUCAUGUACACGCUGUUUGUUUGGACCUAUUCUACAUUKCGAUGCAGUAAAUAUUUAUGGAUUCACACGCGUAUCGGUCGGUGAUGGCGGAAUUGUUGGUUCCUAUACCCACAAAUUUCUAGUUCGAGGCACACCCAAUAUGUGCCGCUUCAUGGUACGCACUAAAGUAAAAAAGAAGGGCUCAAGGAGCAAUUUGAUUCACAAGGCUUCAAAAGAAUUGAAGUCAAAAACAAGACAAGGUCUAGAGGUGAAUUCUUCACCGUCAUCGGUAUCUGCAUCAUACGAUAUUUUCAAGUCGAAGAGUCUUCCUGAAGUUCAAUCAUUCAAGCAACGUAGGUUUGCCCCAUCUAGAAAUGAUAACAACCUUGCCUUUCCAAAAAGCAAAAGUUUCUCUAGUCACGGCCAAAACAAUCGCCCUCUCGAAAGGCUCCUGAUGAACUCCCCCAAGAAAAGCCCGACGCGUCAUAAUGGUAGUAUUAUGCAUGAUAUGAAUUUUCCACCUACAGUGAUGUCAAUGGUCCCAGUACGUGACAUCGAGUUUCAAAACGAAAUAUUUCACCAGGCGCGUCCAGUUGUCGACACUCCUUUCUCGGAUAUGCAUUUUACGCCUCAGAGCAAUAUCAUCUAUGACUCGAGCCAGGAGAGUUGCAAUAUUGACGGAGGAACUAACAGCACCUCGCACAUCAAACUUGGCAUGGUGCCGUUGCAAUACGAACAGAACGAGAUCCACGGCAACAGCCAACUCAUAUCGCUCAACCAACAACAACAGCAGGAGAAACUGAAUAAGUUCCAACACCAGCAGCAAAACCAACUAUGUCAGGAAUAUCAAAGACUAAAUUUUCUACAACAACAGCAGCAGCAGCUGCAAGAAGAGGAAUAUCGACUUCUGCAACUGCAAAUGCAAGUUCAAAAUUUUCGUUCUUCACAAUUCGAUCACAGCAGCGACAACCGUUGCGUUGUGUCAAACGUAAACGCAGAUGACAUAAGCAAUUCAAGCAACGCCGUGAGCAAUAGAAGUGGGAACAGAAAUUUUUGGGAUUCGAUGGAUAACGUCGACCUGGAYCCCACACCAAUUCUACCGGAGGCGCUGUCGAGAUCGUCGUCGUCAUCGAUAUGUACGAACUCAACGGUCGUCACGAACCGUGACAGUGAUAAUUACAAUAAUUUCCACCAGAUACCAACUUUUUGAUCGUUGUCGGAAAUGUGACGAACAACUGAAAUCUACAUCUUCGUUAGAUUCCUCAAGGCUUGAUUCAACAUCCAACAACGUUCAAUUGCUAGGAAAGUUAUCAUUAAUCA
Messenger RNA from Pseudo-nitzschia multistriata, 1469 nucleotides. The record is from the annotation of a GenBank genome assembly. NCBI's taxonomy places the organism in Eukaryota, Bacillariophyta, Bacillariophyceae, Bacillariales, Bacillariaceae.